AUGGAGGAAAAGAAGUACUUCGGUUUGGAAACGCUGUGGAAGCUGGAGAGAAGCAACGUGGCCACAAAAUCCGACCUCGUAAUGCUGUUGGUGCACUGGUUUUUGACGAAGCAUGGGUUUCGCAACGUUGGAGUCGGAGAUGAUAAAACUUUAGAUAACAGCGUCGAAAUGAGUGAGUUGCUACCGGAAGGAUGGAAUGGGAAUAGCACGUCGUACGCGUUGCGGUACACAAUGAACAACGAACUGUACAUUUUACACGGAACGCUGUCAAACGAAACGAUGAUUCUUAACCUCCUACACACCAAGACGCUGCAGGUUUCGAACGCAGCAUUCAACCUGAACACUACCGUUCAAUCGAUUCAGGGGGAAAAUGUCAAAAAAUUGAUCGCUGAUGUCGACACGCAAAUAACUCGCCUAAAUGACGAGCUCCUAAAGCCGAUACAUGAUGGUGGCGCGAAAUCCUCUGGCACACAAACUACCGCAGUAAGUGCUGCUCCCGUCGUUCAGAGACAGAACCCGAAUCUGGCCAACGAACGCGCACAGAUUAGAAAUCCGGUUUCCUAUCCGGUUGGGGUUUUGCUUCCCCGCAUCGGGCAGGCGGAUUUAGACCCGCUGGGAAGAUUUGGUGGUGGCGGUAUGCUGAUGGGCCCAAUUCGUGGCAUAAGACCAAAUGGACAAAUGGGUGUUGGUCAAUUUCUUCCCGGUGCCCGCUUUGACCCGAUUGGGCCGAACAUAAACCCAAAUAACGGACCGGGACCCAAUCCGGACCACCUUCCACCGCCGGGUUAUGAAGAUAUGUUUAUGUAAGAAACACAACGCUUCCCACAAAGUUUUUUUGAUUUACUUUUUUUUCCUUACUAUGUUUAAUGAAUUCAGUUCGGGUAAAUCUAACGUAUGUAUAAUAAAUACCGUUUGAUAAAACUGUUGUUACGUUCCU
Molecule: messenger RNA, 937 nt
Organism: Anopheles nili
Lineage: Eukaryota; Metazoa; Arthropoda; Insecta; Diptera; Culicidae
Product: proteasome inhibitor PI31 subunit-like
Exons: 3
Coding region: 1-807 (268 amino acids)
Biological process (GO): proteasome-mediated ubiquitin-dependent protein catabolic process
Molecular function (GO): proteasome binding; endopeptidase inhibitor activity
Source: RefSeq, a predicted model, not a curated record